This is a messenger RNA of Panicum virgatum (switchgrass), 626 nucleotides long. Its product is annotated as 60S ribosomal protein L6, mitochondrial-like. The transcript has 2 exons. Lineage: Eukaryota; Viridiplantae; Streptophyta; Magnoliopsida; Poales; Poaceae. The record is from RefSeq and is a predicted model, not a curated record. Gene Ontology annotation, biological process: translation. Gene Ontology annotation, molecular function: rRNA binding; structural constituent of ribosome. The coding region runs from base 124 to 438 and encodes 104 amino acids. Gene Ontology annotation, cellular component: ribosome.
CCGUCCUCCGCUGCGCCGGACCGGCGCGGGAAGAUCAGCGCCGGCCUGGAAACUACUUACUUACUCUCCCCGAAGUGACUCACCAAACACUUUACUCUCGAACAAACCAUCCAUCGAUCUGCAAUGGAAGCCAAGUUCUUGCGGCUUCUGAAGCUCGUGGGGGUCGGUUUCAAGGCGAGGUCAGAGAGCCAAGGCCGUGAGUUGUUCCUGAAACUGGGCUACAGCCACGAGGUGCAGUUCACCGCACCGCCCGCCGUCCGCGUCUUCUGCUUCAAGCACAUAAUCUGCUGCAUCGGCAUCGACAAGGACAGGGUUUACCAGUUCGCCGGCGCCGUCCGGAGCUGCAAACUCCCAGAGGUGUACAAGGGGAAGGGCAUACUGUACAUCGACGAGGUCAUCAAGCUGAAGCCCAUUAAGAAGGAGCGAAAGCCGAAGUGACAGCGGGAAGGUGUCAGAAACUCAGAACUUUAUACUUUUGGCCUUCAACCUCUUGAGAAUCGAUUCUACUGCGCAUUUGUAGCAAUGCGGGUUUCAUGUGAUUUCUUGUGAAGCAUUAUCCCAGAUUUGCCUCAGUAGUGUCAGGCAAUGCGACGUACCCGAGGCAUGUAGUAUGACCUUGAAUAGGA